This is a messenger RNA of Anthostomella pinea, 1272 nucleotides long. The record is from the annotation of a GenBank genome assembly. Lineage: Eukaryota; Fungi; Ascomycota; Sordariomycetes; Xylariales; Xylariaceae.
AUGCCUCUCCCUUUCAUAUACGAACUCGUCUCCAAUGGCGCUCCGGAAUGGGCGCCCGAGUGGAUGUCAGACCCUUGGAGGGUGUUGCAGGUCGUCGUGGUACUCGGUAUUCUCUACCUGAUCAAGAGAUAUAGCAGCGGAACAACGAACACGGCGGAGAGGGACAUGCACGGCAGGGUCAUCAUGAUGACGGGCGGCACCUCGGGAAUAGGGGCUGCCACGGCGAGAGACCUGGCUACACGGGGAGCCCAGCUUGUACUUCUCACCCGCCUGCCGCCGUCGCACCCCUUCCUCGCCGACUACAUUGGGGAGUUGCGCGAGCAGACCAACAACGAGAUGAUCUACGCCGAACAAGUCGACCUCACCUCCCUGCACAGCAUCCGACAGUUCGCUACCAAGUGGAUCGACAACGCGCCGCCCCGACGAUUGGACAUGCUCAUCCUGUGCGCCGCCACGCUGACGCCCCCUGGAGGGAAACGAACCGAGACGGACGAGGGGAUCGAGGAGAUGUGGAUGGUCAACUACUUGGCGAACUUCCACCUUAUGGGGAUACUCAGCCCGGCCCUCCGAGCGCAACCCUUCGAUCGCGACGUGCGGAUUAUCAUCCCGACAUGCUCCUCGUAUAUCGCCUCUCCAUCUCUCAGCGAAGCACUGGUCAAGAAGCAGUGGUCGCCAAGGAAAGCAUAUGCCCGGAGCAAGCUCGCAAUGAUGGUAUUCGGACAGGCCUUCCAGAAACAUCUGGAUGCAUACAAGAGGCCGGAUGAUCUUCCAAUGACUGCGCGGGUUCUGUUUGCAGACCCUGGGUUCGCCCGGACGCCCGGAAUGCGACGGUGGCUUACCCGAGGUUCAUUGUGGGGACUCGCUGUCUACACAUUCUCCUACAUCAUCCCAUGGUUCCUGUUGAAGGACGAGGCGCAGGGCGCGCAGUCCAUCCUGUACGCCGCGAUAGAGCCAAGUCUGGUCCGAGGACCGGGCGGCAAGUUCAUCAAGGAGUGCAUGGAGGUCGACUUUGCGAGGCUCGACGUCAAGGACGACGAGAUUGCAAAGCAGCUCUGGGAAGCCAGUGACAAGCUGGUCGAGAAGACGGAAAAGGAGCAGGCGGCGAUGAGGGCUCUGGAGAAGAAGAACCGGGAGUUGAAGGAAAAGGAGAAGCAGGAUGCCGAGAAGGCGCAGGAGAUGGAUGCCCUGGUGGACGCUAUCAAAAAGGGGAAGGAGAAGGAGGCUGACAAGAAGCCGUCUAGACGGCAGAAGAAGAAGGGGAACAACCCAUGA